UAGCAAAUAAAUGACACUACAAAAACACACACACACACAGAGACUGCAGCCAAACAAAUCCAUUCAUUCAUUAUCUUAGUUAAGUGUAUUAAUUUUUGGUGCUAUAAUGAUCUUCAUCUCUCUCUCCUCUGUCUUCAUCAAUCCUCGUUGCUUUAUUUGAGGCCACAUUAUACGCAUCUCUCCCUCUCUCUCCUUACCACCCAAAAUGCGUCUUCCUCGCCAGCUCAAUUUACGUGAUUCAGAUUCGCUUCUUCCUCUCCCUUUUCUACAAUUCUCAGAUUUUGCCCUAUGAGAUAGAAUCUGCGCGAGAAAGCGACAGCAAUCAUUGCAGUAGAGAUGGUGGUUACCAGAAAUAUUGUGUUGUUGCUGCUUUCUAUUACUUUUGUUGCUCCAAUUGUGCUCUUCACUGAUCGUCUUGGCACCUUCAAAUACCCCUUUGCUGAGCAGGAGUUUAUUGAAGCUGUAACUGCUUUUGUGAGUGCAGCUGACUCUGGCCAUUUGAAUCUCCUGCCCCAGGAAUCUUUACCAAUCGGGCUUGUUUAUACGGAGGACACUUCAAACACAGAGAAUUUGCUUCAUGGCUUGCACUUUGCCAAACCGGGGGAGCAUGUAUCUGCCAGGGUAUUGUCAGCUACAAACGACGAAGGUCAAACCAAAGGGGAGAACCCCAUCAAACUGGUGACAGAUGGAAUUAAUCAAGGAAAUCAAAACAGCUACAUGGUGAAAGCUGAUACAACUGGUGAUAGUGUUAAUGGGGAAGAUGCUAUUGAUGUUGAUGACAAUGAUGGGAAACUCGCUAAAUCUUCUGAUCUAGUAUCUGAAACAACGGACACUAAGCAGGAGCAAGAACAUAUUAAAUCUUCUAGCCAAGUAACCCAUAAAGAACCUAUAUUAUCAGAAGCCGAUAAGCAUAAUGACCAAACACCACCUGAUGCUCGGGUGCAGCAACUAAAAGAUCAGCUCAUCCAGGCUAGGGUAUAUCUUUCCCUUCAGGCAGUAAGGAGCAAUCCCCAUCUCACUCGAGAGCUUCGAUUACGGGUAAAGGAAGUCUCACGAACACUGGGAGAUGCAAGCAAAGAUUCUGAUUUGCCCAGGAAUGCAAAUGAGAGAAUGAAGGCAAUGGAACAAACAUUGAUGAAAGGAAGGCAAAUUCAAAAUGAUUGUGCUGCUGCUGUGAAGAAGCUUAGGGCUAUGCUCCACUCAACAGAGGAGCAGCUUCAUGUGCACAAGAAGCAGACCCUGUUCUUAACUCAGUUGACAGCAAAAACAUUGCCUAAAGGUCUCCACUGUCUUCCGUUGCGCCUUACAACUGAGUAUUAUAGCUUGAAUACUUCUCAGCAACAAUUCCGCAACCAACAGAAGUUAGAAGACCCCAGACUAUACCACUAUGCAAUAUUCUCAGAUAACAUAUUGGCAACAGCUGUUGUUGUGAAUUCUACUGUUGCCCAUGCUAAGGACACCUCAAAACAUGUUUUCCACAUUGUUACUGAUAGGCUCAAUUAUGCGGCAAUGAGGAUGUGGUUUUUGGUGAAUCCACCACAAAAGGCAACCAUUCAAGUUCAGAACAUUGAAGACUUUACAUGGUUGAAUUCAAGUUACAGUCCAGUUCUUAAGCAGUUGGGUUCUCCUUCUAUGAUAGAUUUUUACUUUAAGACUCAUCGGGCAAGUUCUGAUUCAAACUUAAAGUUUCGGAAUCCAAAGUAUUUAUCCAUAUUGAACCACCUCCGUUUCUACCUUCCUGAGAUCUUUCCAAAGCUCAACAAAGUGCUGUUUUUGGAUGAUGAUAUAGUUGUGCAGAAGGAUCUGACUGGUCUUUGGUCAAUUGAUUUGAAGGGCAAUGUUAAUGGUGCCGUAGAAACUUGUGGAGAACGUUUCCAUCGUUUUGAUCGCUAUCUCAACUUCUCAAAUCCUCUUAUCGCAAAGAAUUUUGACCCUCGUGCAUGUGGAUGGGCAUACGGCAUGAAUGUUUUUGAUUUGGUCCAGUGGAAGAGGCAAAACAUCACCGAUGUGUACCACAACUGGCAAAAGAUGAAUCAUGAUAGACAACUAUGGAAGUUAGGAACACUGCCGCCUGGUCUUAUAACAUUCUGGAAACGCACUUUCCAACUGCACCGAUCUUGGCAUGUGUUGGGUCUUGGCUAUAACCCCAAUAUCAACCAAAAAGAAAUUGAACGGGCUGCUGUUAUACACUACAAUGGAAACAUGAAACCGUGGCUGGAGAUAAGUAUUCCCAAGUUCCGAGGUUAUUGGACAAAGUAUGUUGACUACAAUCUUGUGUAUUUACGAGAAUGCAACAUCAAUCCAUAGAAGGAUCUGGUGGCAUGUGUAGGGCAUGAAAUUUAUUUAAAGCUUUUAUGAUUAUUUUUUAUACAUUUUCCUCCCUGUAUGGAAAAAGAUCCCAAGCCAAAAUCAAGAGUAUGAAAUGUGUCUGUUCGUUUCCUUUGGCUGUAUGGUUAAGAAAUGUUAAUGAAACGAAAAAAAUUGUGGUGAUGCUAAGCCUAAGGGUGGGUCCCAUGUUGAGAUGUGAAUAGAAGGAAAUAUGGGAUUGGGUUCACAUCACCAUUUUUGUACCACUUGAAAGAUUUGUCGUCAAACUUGGGUGGGGCUCAUCAAAGCACUACUCCUUCCCACGUAACUUCACUUCACAUUUCUCUCCUGCAACAUUUUUCUUUUUUUGAAAAAUACAAGCUUUAUGGUGUCGGUGGAUGACAUUUUUAUAAUUUUCUUUUUAAGUUUUUAUGCCUAAGCUAAUUCUCUUAUUUACAAUGUACCCCAACCAAGAAGGAUUAGUAUGCCUCAUAUUUCUUUUGCAAUGCAAGUGAACAAGUAAAGUUUUUCCUUGUA
Molecule: messenger RNA, 2844 nt
Organism: Glycine soja
Lineage: Eukaryota; Viridiplantae; Streptophyta; Magnoliopsida; Fabales; Fabaceae
Product: probable galacturonosyltransferase 4
Exons: 9
Coding region: 337-2307 (656 amino acids)
Molecular function (GO): polygalacturonate 4-alpha-galacturonosyltransferase activity
Source: RefSeq, a predicted model, not a curated record